Cyprinus carpio (common carp) is the source of this 1016-nucleotide messenger RNA. RefSeq lists its product as uncharacterized. NCBI's taxonomy places the organism in Eukaryota, Metazoa, Chordata, Actinopteri, Cypriniformes, Cyprinidae. Gene Ontology annotation, cellular component: extracellular region. The record is from RefSeq and is a predicted model, not a curated record. Gene Ontology annotation, biological process: macrophage differentiation; neutrophil differentiation; myeloid cell development. Gene Ontology annotation, molecular function: cytokine activity.
UGUACGUAAUAGGACCACAGUUUAGGUGAAAUAGCUAGACAACUCAUGGAAGUUUCCCCAGUUGAACAAUCUGAACGGGUUUAAAUAGCCUGCUAGAAAUCCCUUGAUCAAUGCAGUCAAAUAUCCCAAACUCUGUGAAGCACAAUGCAGCUUUACCUCAUUCUCGCAGCGCACUGCUGUCUGACGCUGGUGGACUCCGCGCCGCUCCGGACGCACGAGCUGACGCGCGCCGUGGACAGCGCCAUGAGUUUAGCCAGGAAGAUCCUGAGCGACAUUCCCGCAGCGCACGAGGCGUGCGUCAAAGCCACGGGUUUGACCCUUUCCAGUGAAUCAGAACACUUGGAGUAUUUACUGAGUGACAUUGGCAUCCCUGCGCCUCCGCUGCUCAAGUCAGAGCACCUCAGCCUGGAUGUGAGUUUAAGCCGUAUUGUAGACGGUUUGGAGCUACACCACAAACUUCUGCAGGAAAUUAAAGAGCUCUUGACCUCCACAGAAGAACUGACCCUCCUGCUGGCAGAUAUUACAGACCUGUCUGCUCAGGUCCAUAAGAUGCAGCAGCUGGCCCAGAUUCCCACAGAAUCCCAGAAAACCACGUUCCCAGCGAUCUCUCCACAGCUCAGCAGUGACUAUCAUGUCCAAGUGGCCAUCCACCUUUGUCUUCAGCAGCUGCGCAGUUUUACUCAUGAUGUCUUCCGCAGUCUACGCCACAUUGCUGCAUCAAACUAGUUGACCAGUACUAACCCAACCAACCAGUCCCUGCUAUAUUUUGUAUUUUCUGCGUAGAAAUGUAUUUUUGUAAUGCUCACUGUUUGUGUUAUCCUUGCUAAGUUUAAGAUGAACUUUAGAAUAAUUUUAUUUAAUCAGAUGUUUUAAUUUUAAUGUAUUUAAUAUUUAUUUAAUAUAUAACUUUUAAUAUUUAUUAUUUUUAGUAUUAUUUUUAUGAUGUUAUAUUGACAGACAUUGUACUCUGUGGGUACUGUGUAGAUAUCUAUUAAAACUUAUUUAUUAUUGAUUAA